AUGGAGAGAUAUUUCAAGCGAUCUUCGAGUUCAAAAGCAUCAAAUGAUACAGAUGAAAAUAGCAAUAAGGUUGAAGUGCAAAAUGAAAAACGCAUUCGAAUGGAUGUUGAUUUACCAAAAACAAGCAAUGUGGAAAUAAGUGUAGAAAAUCUUCCAUCUGAUCCUGGUCUACGAAUUCCUAUUAAUAAUUUUAAUCAUAACAUUCGAGAUGAAAUUCGGAGAACAUAUUUACAAAAAGGACCAUUUCAACCUCGUAGUCAUGAUUUUUCGAAAAGUAAAUGUGGGAUGAAAGAUAGACGCUUUAAUCCUAGUUGGUUUGACAAAUAUUUUGAUUGGCUAGAGUAUAGCAUAUGUAAAGACAAAGCAUAUUGUCUAUAUUGUUAUCUUUUCAGAACAUCCGGGAGAGGCAAUGAAGAGGAAGAGGCAUUCAAUAAAAAUGGAUUUUCAAAUUGGAAAAAAACAAACAAAUUUGAUCUUCAUGUUGGAAGUCAUAAUAGUACGCAUAAUAAUGCUAGACGAAGUUGUGAAGACCUAAUGAGACAAAGCCAACAUAUUGGAUUUCUUUUCCAAAAACAAUCAGAUCAAGCUACAAUUGCAUAUCGUACCCGCCUCAAUACUUCUGUUGAUUGCAUAAGAUUUCUUUUGAAACAAGGACUAGCUUUUCGAGGACAUGACGAGUCUUCUACAUCCAAAAAUCAGGGUAAUUUUCUAGAAUUAGUGCAGUUUCUAGCAGAACAUAACAAAGACAUAGACGAUGCGGUGCUAAAGAAUGCACCUGAGAAUUUGAAAUUAAUUGCACCCGAUAUUCAUAAGGAUAUUACAAGGGGUUUCGCUAUUGCAAUCACAAAGUUUAUAUCUGAUGAGAUUGGUGAAAAGUUUUAUUCAGUUUUAGUUGAUGAAUCACGUGACACAUCAGGUAAAGAGCAAAUGGCAAUUAUAGUGCGCUUUGUUGACAAUAAAGGUGUGAUUAUAGAACAUUUUCUAGGGAUUUCUCAUGUGCCAGAUACAACAGCGAACAGUCUAAAGAUGGCAACUGAAGAACUCCUUUCAUCAUAUGGUUUGAGCAUUUCUAAAAUAAGGGGUCAAGGUUAUGAUGACGCUAGCAAUAUGAGAGGUGAGUUCAAUGGUUUAAAGGCUCUAUUUCUAAAUAAAAAUACUUCAACACAUUACAUUCAUUGUUUCUCACAUCAGCUUCAAUUAGCAUUGGUGGUAGUUGCAAAAGGUCAUGUUCAUAUUGCUUUAUUUUUUACCUUAAUUUCAAAUGUGAUGAAUAUUGUUGGUGCUUCUUGUAAGCGGCGUGAUCAGGUACGAGAACUACAAUGCGAGAAGACAAUAAAUGCAUUACAAAGUGGAAAACUGUUAACAGGGCGAGGCUUAAAUCAAGAAAUAACCCUUAAGCGUGCAGUGAUUGAUGUUCUGGAAAUUAUUUUGGAGGAUUGUGCAAGCUCAGAACAAAAAGGUGAAGCCUAUGCAUUAUUAGAAUCAUUACAGACAUUUGAAUUCUCCUUUUGCCUUCAUUUGAUGAAAGAGGUACUUGGUAUCACUAAUGAACUAUCGCAAGCUUUGCAGCGAGUAGAACAAGAUAUUAUAAAUGCUAUGUCUUUAGUGCGAAUAUGUAAAAUGAGAUUGCAGGAUAUGAGAGAUAAUAAGUGGGUUGACUUCAUCAACAGUGUAACUUUAUUUUGUGAGCAGCAGAAAAUAAAUGUUCCGCAUAUGGAUGAUAAAUGGGUUGCUCGUGGUCGUCCUCGUCGCAGAGCUCAAGAUAUAACAAAUUUAUAUCAUUUUCGGGUUGACAUUUUCUACACAGUGCUUGAUAUGCAGCUUCAAGAGCUGAACAAUCGUUUUACAGAAGCAAAUACCGAACUGCUUUUGUGUAUUGCAUGUUUGAAUCCUAAUAAUGGUUUUAAUGCAUUCAACAAAGAUAAGUUGAUUAGAAUGGCACAGUUUUAUCCAACUGAUUUUAGUCCUUUUGAUCAGACGAUUCUUCAAAAUCAAUUGGAUACUUAUAUUAUGGAUAUGCGAUCUGAUGAUCAGUUCUCUUCAUUAAAAGAUAUAAGAAGUCUUGCUGAAAAAAUGAUCCAAUGCAGGAAGGAUAUAGUAUAUCCUGUUGUUUUUAGAUUACUUGAACUGGCAUUGGUAUUACCCAUUGCUACAGCAGGCGUCGAAAGAGCAUUUUCUGCCAUGAAUAUCAUAAAAAAUUGGCUGCGAAAUAGGAUUGACGAUCAAUGGAUGAAUGAUUUAUUACUUGCUUAUGUUGAAAAAGAUAUUUUGGAUUCUAUUGAUAAUGAACUUAAUGUUUUUUGGGUCUAUGCUGUUUUUGUCGGGGUUGGCUGGUGGUUGUGCUGCUGGGUUUUUGGAUUUUCCGUUAGCUGUAUUCCGAAUGAGUGCCAGAAAUUUAUCUGUUUUCUUUCUGAUUUGGAGGCUGGUAGUAAUAGCUUAUGGGAUUACAAUUGCUCUUAUGCUGAUUCUUUAAAUGGGAGUGGUUGGACGGUUUGCUUGUAUUCUUGGAGUAUUGGGUAUGAGCUUGUUCAUCUGGAUGGUAGCCAGAAGGGAGCUUCAAGGAUUGCAAGGAAGAUUGAGCUGAUCAGAAUAUUGAAGUUCUUCCUUUUUUGGGUGUUGUAUACUCACAGCCCUAGGUUUUCUUUACGCAUUUCUUGUACUCGUAGUUUUAGGAACCUCCGGCUCUUAGGAAUUUUUGUUUCUUUUUUGCCUGUAGCUCUUAUGAGCAGUAGCGAGCUAGAGGGUCCUUUUAAGGAUCUUGUAACCGAUUUUUGA
This is a messenger RNA of Dendrobium catenatum, 2775 nucleotides long. RefSeq names its product zinc finger MYM-type protein 1-like. Bases 1 to 2775 code for a protein of 924 amino acids. Lineage: Eukaryota; Viridiplantae; Streptophyta; Magnoliopsida; Asparagales; Orchidaceae. The record is from RefSeq and is a predicted model, not a curated record. The transcript is spliced from 6 exons.